AUGUCAAAGCUUCAGUCAAAAGAAGUAUUUGGGCGAGAGCAGGCAGCGUUCAGGCUCUCCUCUCGGACUGGACGCUAUGGUGCAGACUUGGCCAAGGCUUCGUCCGCUUUUCCCCUGAUCGCUCUGCUCCCGGGGGUUCUGGAGAGAGUACCCCCGGGACGGGGACCAUCUACUGCUGUAGCCCCGUUCUGGCCAGGCCGAGUAUGGUUCUCGGACCUGGCUCUCCUUGAGAGAUUCCCAGAAAAAAAAUCAACCAGUUCAAGUGAAGAAUUGAGCAAAAUUGAUAAAAUCAUCAAGAAACGCAUCUUAUUUGAAGAUAGUAAUCCUGCUCGAUACCAUCUGAAAGCAGAGUCUGACAAUUUGGAUCAAUUUGGACCAUAUAGACAAAUAACCUUUGGAGAGAGAGACAAACAGAAACCACAUAAAACCAUUCUGCUGGUGGGAGAAACAGGAACAGGUAAAACAACUCUGAUCAACACAAUGAUCAACUACAUGUUGGGUGUUCAGAGAAAAGACAAGGUUUGGUUUGAGAUCACAGAUGAUCAGAGCGACCGAACAUCAGCUCACAGUCAGACCUCCAGCAUCACUGUUUAUGGGUUUUAUCUACAAGAGAGUCCAAUCCAUUUAACAAUCAUCGACACUCCAGGAUAUGGAGACACUCGUGGAGUUGAAAAAGAUAAAGAGAUUGCUGUGAGUUUGUUUAGUUUAAUUAAAUCUGCUGAAGGGAUUCAUGAAAUAGAUGCAGUGUGUCUGGUGAUUAUGGCACAACAAAAUCGACUCUCUGACAAACAAAUAUACAUAUUUGACGCUGUUCAGUCUUUAUUUGGGAAAGAUGUUGCUGAAAACAUUGUCUUGCUCUUCACACACUCAUCUGGUACUCAACCUAAAAAUGCUCUGGCGGCUGUUAAAGCGGCUAAAAUUAAGUGUGCAGUAAAUGACAAGAAUCAGCCCGUGUUUUUUCUGUUCGACAACUGUCUGUCAGACGCCGCUGAUGAAGAAUAUGAAGUGAUACAAGAACAUGCAUGGAAUCUCUGUUUCAGAGGAAUGGCAGUUUUUUUUCAGUUUCUUGACGACAUAAAACCAAAAUCCCUUAAGAUGACUCAAGAUGUGUUACAGGAACAGAAGCAGUUGGAGGCAAAAAUAUCUAAUCUACAAUCACGUGUUCAAACAUUGAAACUAAAACAAGAUGAGCUGAAACAAACUCAAGAAGCUCUGGAGAAAAAUAGGGAAGACGUAAUAAACAAUACAAACUUUGAGUUUGAAAUUGAAGUGCACUACAAAGAGAAGAUUGAUAUUGAUCCUGCUGUAGCCAGCAUGGCGAUGUGCUGCAACGUCUGUGAGGAGAACUGUCAUUAUCCAGGAUGCUGGUGGAUCAGCGGUCUCUCGGAGUGCAGCGUGAUGAAGAAUAAUCACUGUACAGUGUGCACUAAUAAAUGCCACUACAGAGAACAUGCCAAAGAAGCAAAAAUAUAUGCAACAAGGACAAGGAAUGAGAGGAAAACAUUUGAAAAUUUAAAGAAGGAAUAUGCUAGUAAGAUUAGGGAUGAUGAGUCUUUGGUCAAUAAGCUGGAAGAAGAACUGCAAGAAUUAGAGAGAGAGAAAAUAAAGCUUGUGAAUGAAGCUUUUGACUGUGUGGAAACUCUGGAGAAGAUCGCACUCAAGACUGAUUCACUGAUCAUACUUCAGCACAUUGAUUUUCUGAUUGAGAAGCUGAAGGAAAUCAAUGAGCCUGAAAAGGCUGAAAAACUGGGAAAGAUCAAGAAGAGAGCAGGAGCAGAAAAACAAAGAGCACUUGGUUACUUCACAAAACAAUGUGAAAAAUAA
Sinocyclocheilus grahami is the source of this 1824-nucleotide messenger RNA. RefSeq lists its product as uncharacterized. Bases 1 to 1824 code for a protein of 607 amino acids. Gene Ontology annotation, molecular function: GTP binding. Lineage: Eukaryota; Metazoa; Chordata; Actinopteri; Cypriniformes; Cyprinidae. The record is from RefSeq and is a predicted model, not a curated record. The transcript is spliced from 3 exons.